CAAAAACAGACUCACGCAGGUCUCGCGUCUGCCCUGCCACCUGGGAAACACCAGAGUUCCCGCGCGAGAGCCCACGGGGCGCCCGUGCUGCGGCGUCCGCCCCCCUCCCGCCCGCGCGUGCGCAGUCCGCGGCCCGGACGCCCCGCCCGCCCCUGGAGCCGCUCCGUGGCGCCCCCGCCGGUGCGGCGCUCGCGGCCAUGGCGACGUCGGCGGAGGGCGCGGUGGCGAUCCUCGGCAGCGGACUCAUUGGACAAAGCUGGGCAAUGUUGUUUGCCGGCGGAGGCUUCCAGGUGAAACUCUACGAUAUUGAGCAACAACAGAUAACAAAUGCCCUUGAAAACAUCAGAAAGCAGAUGAAGUUGCUGGAGCAGUCGGGUUCCCUGAAAGGCACCCUGAGCGUCGAUCAGCAGCUGUCACUCAUCAGCGGCUGCUCUAACAUUGCAGAAGCAGUAGAGGGAGCCAUGCACAUUCAGGAAUGCGUUCCAGAAAACCUAGAGCUGAAGAAGAAGGUCUUUGCCCAGCUGGAUGGCAUUGUGGACGACAGAGCCAUCUUAAGCAGUUCAAGCUCUUGCCUCCUGCCUUCCAAACUCUUUGCUGGUUUGAUACACGUGAAACAGUGCAUCGUGGCUCAUCCAGUGAACCCACCGUAUUAUGUCCCGCUGGUGGAGCUGGUCCCUCACCCUGAGACGGCCCCGGCCACGAUAGACAGAACCCAUGUCCUCAUGAAGAAGAUCGGACAGUCCCCCGUGCGACUCCUGCGGGAGAUCGAUGGCUUCGUCCUGAACCGCUUGCAGUACGCGAUCAUCAGCGAGGCCUGGAGGCUGGUGGAGGAAGGAAUCGUGUCUCCCGGUGACCUGGACCUCGUCAUGUCCGACGGACUGGGCAUGCGCUACGCGUUCAUCGGGCCCCUGGAAACUAUGCACCUCAAUGCGGAAGGGAUGGCAAGCUACUGUGACAGAUACAGCGAAGGGAUGAAACGUGUCCUGAGGACUUUUGGACCCAUUCCAGAGUUUGCUGGGGCAACAGUUGAGAAAGUUAACCAGGCUAUGUGCAGGAAGGUCCCAGAUGACCCAGGGCACUUAGCUGCCAGAAGGCAGUGGAGGGACGACUGUCUCAUGAGACUGGCCAAGCUGAAGAGCCAGGUGCAGCCCCAGUAAUGCUGCCACCACGCCAGCCUUGAAGUCCUGCUCGGGAAAAUUGAAAAUACGUGAUUCAUGUCUCUUAGCAGACAGCACCCAUUAGUACAUGGCCUGAAGAUUCCAAGCCUUCCUCUCCUCCAUUCAACCACUGAGAUCCAGAGAUGCUGGGUCCCCUUUGUCAUGGGGGGCAUCGCCCUGGAUUUGGAUGUCAUAGCAGCACUUGGGUUUGAUUUCCGGCCACCUGGGAAAAUAGUCUAAAGAUUUUGUAUGAUUACAUAUGGCUACAUUGUAUAAUCAAUGAUUGUAGUAGCUUCCUGCUAUUUUAAUCAAUGGCAAAAAUAUUUUUGUAAUCAAAAAACUAUUUGUAAUCGAUUUUCUAAUCCCUUUCUGCGAAUUCUGUGGCUAUGCCUUUAUGAGGGAGUUACCUUCAUUGGGCUAACCCUUAUUCUGAAUAAACGUCUCAGAUACCAUAAA
Molecule: messenger RNA, 1613 nt
Organism: Cavia porcellus (domestic guinea pig)
Lineage: Eukaryota; Metazoa; Chordata; Mammalia; Rodentia; Caviidae
Gene: Cryl1
Product: crystallin lambda 1
Exons: 8
Coding region: 198-1157 (319 amino acids)
Biological process (GO): fatty acid metabolic process
Molecular function (GO): L-gulonate 3-dehydrogenase activity; NAD+ binding
Source: RefSeq, a predicted model, not a curated record